GCCCCACACCUUUGAUUUUGCCUAUUAGAAGUGACACAGAGGAUCUUUGCUCCACUCUUUGCUAGUAUAAUUUCACUGAUUUAAGCAAGUUUAUACCUAAUAUUAAGAGGGGGAGAAUACUUACCUUUUUUAGGUUUGGAUUAAUUAUAUUUUUUUAAGAAGGGAAAGCAAACACAGCAAGCUGAGAUCUGCUCGGACCAUGUGAGCUCUUCAAGGAUUUACAAAGUUAAUGGAUGCAAAGUUGAUCUUACUAUGAGUCCUUUUUGGAGAGUUUGACGCUGCUACAAUUCUGUGUUUUCACACAAGUAUGCUUUUCAGAAUACUGACUUUGACUCUGAUUCUUCUGCAAGGCGCUUUGGUGGCCUCUGUUAAAUCCGAGAGCAGCCCCAGGAUUGUUCCCAUUAAAGCAUCCGAAGCUUCCCAGCCAUCUGAGACCUCGAGGUCCAGACAAAAGCGCUGCACCUGUUAUUCCUACACGGACAAAGAGUGCGUCUAUUACUGCCACCUGGAUAUCAUCUGGAUAAAUACUCCUGAGCGCACUGUGCCUUAUGGUAUGUCUAACUACAGAGGGCCAAAGAGAAGGAGACGUGAUGCUACUGCAAUAGUGGCUAAAGGUGAUCAGCCUCAGAUGCGACGCUGCAUAUGUGCUGUGACUGAUGCAGACCCUGGGUGCAGAAACUUUUGCCACUCAAGCCUGCAUCAGACUCAACCAGCCAGAAUCCUCCACAAAGACCCUGUCUUCGGAUGACACAACAGCAUCUAUAAAUCUGCUCCUCUUCCUUUUUCAAUGGAUUUUUUUAUCCCCUUGCCUUUACCCUGUGUUUGGCUCCUUGCCUCCCAGGUACAAACUGUGAAAAUGAAGAACUUCGGAGUUGCGCUCUGCCAACAUUCCGCAGCAUCAAAACUCUUGGAACAAGUUCCAUCAGGCCAACAGGUUUCAAGAAGUCCUCAGUAAAAUUUGAUGCAGACCCCCAGAGGCUAUUCCCCCUUUUUGAUUCAUUUUGAAAGAACCAAAGGAUCACUCUUAUAAUGAUAGAAAUACAAAACUAAUGACUGUUUAUGUCAAGCUUCAUCAGUUCAGUGCUUGGGUUUUGGUUUGUUUGUUGUCACCUGCAAAUUUCCGAAUUUGAAUAGUCUAAUAUGGAGUCAGAAAGGGGUCAAAAUGUUUGUAAAGAAAAAAUAGAAGUUGAUAUUUAAUGUCAAAUUUGAACCAUAUAAUGUGAGAAACUAAAAAAGCAAACAUAAGUUAAUAAGAAUUGAAUCUAGAUUCAGUUUAGUAUUCUAAUUACAAUGUUUGUUUUUUAUUGCAGUUUUAGAUAUAUAAAACUGCAAUAAAUAUAUAUUCAGAUUCAAAUCACUCUCUGACAGUUAGUUUCUGUAUUUAGUUUCAAAUUCAUCAGGAUUUUUGUUUUACUCUUUCAAAGCAGUUUUUUAGACCCCAAUCUGAAAUAUUUUCACUUUCAAAAUCUGAACAUGAAAAAAACUGAUUCGAAAGUGUAAAAAAAAUAAAAAAUCCUGAAACUGAAAAAGGAAUUUGAAGCUAAAAAAAGAAAUAUAAAUUGAAAGAAAGGGAUUUGAAUCUGAAAAUAUAAAACUGCAAUUGAAAAGAAGAAUAAAAAAAAUUUAAAGUGUAAUUAAAAUGCUAAACUGAAAUAUGAGGUUUUUUUUUCAAGCUGAGGGUAAGAAUUUUGAUUCAGUUCUUAUUAUUUUAUGUUUGCUUUUUUUAGCUUCUCAGAUUAUAAGGUAAAAAUAGGAAAUUCAAUGUCAGCUUAUAUUUUUUCUGUUUAUUCUUUCAGUUCAACUAGGAUUUAUAAGAUUACAAACAUUUUGACCCCUUUCUGACUCCAUAGACUAAGACCACCAUAUAAGCUUAUAACAGUAUAUAAGAAACUAUAUUCCAUAGAGAAGAGCCGCAGUGACGACUAAGGCCUCUGUACAUGGGCUGCACACUUUUAACAUUCCAUAGGGAAGACUAUAAAUGACAAAAAAAAAAUUACUAGAGCAUUAAGUUCAUGUAAACUCUUUUUUUUUUUU
Cyprinodon tularosa is the source of this 2034-nucleotide messenger RNA. Its product is annotated as endothelin-3-like. The record is from RefSeq and is a predicted model, not a curated record. Gene Ontology annotation, biological process: regulation of vasoconstriction; intracellular calcium ion homeostasis; vein smooth muscle contraction. Gene Ontology annotation, cellular component: extracellular region. Gene Ontology annotation, molecular function: hormone activity; endothelin B receptor binding. Bases 308 to 748 code for a protein of 146 amino acids. NCBI's taxonomy places the organism in Eukaryota, Metazoa, Chordata, Actinopteri, Cyprinodontiformes, Cyprinodontidae. The transcript is spliced from 4 exons.